AGCUUUUGCAAGGACUCGGUGGCCUUGGCUUGAAUGCAGGACAGCCGGCGGGUUGGUCCCACCAGUGCAUGCUGGCUGAUUACACUGGGGUUGGAGCCAAGAUUCCACUUCUAACGACCAUCCGCUGAGGAGUCAUGGACAGAGCUAAAGAAAACUGCAUUUCAGGGUCUGUAAAGGCCCCUGUUGCUCUGGGUGAUGGCCCGAAAUGUGUCUUGGGGAUGCAGCACUUUCCUUCUCAGAACCCCUCAUCCAGAGGCAGUGGCCAGGCUCAGCGGGUCUUGUGUCCUUCGAAUUCCUCCCAGCGGGUUCCUUCGCAAGCACAGCUCGUCUGUGGUCAGAAAGUACAGAAGCAACUGCAGGCCGCCAGCGCGCCUCGUCCUGCCCCCCGGCCGGUGAGCAGCGCCCAGAAGAGUGAGCAAGCCCAGCCAGCAGCGCCCGGAGAUAAUCCUGAGAAGAAAAUGGAAUCAAAACCGAAAAAUGAAGACUCAAAAAAGAGACAGUGGACUUUGGAAGAUUUUGAUAUCGGUCGCCCACUAGGUAAAGGGAAGUUUGGCAAUGUUUAUUUGGCAAGAGAAAAACAAAGCAAGUUUAUCCUGGCUCUGAAAGUGUUGUUUAAAGCUCAGCUGGAGAAAGCAGGAGUGGAGCAUCAGCUCCGAAGAGAAGUAGAAAUCCAGUCCCACCUUCGGCAUCCCAAUAUUCUCAGGCUGUAUGGUUAUUUCCAUGAUGCCACAAGAGUUUAUCUAAUUCUGGAAUAUGCACCACUUGGAACAGUCUAUAGAGAACUUCAGAAACUUUCCAAGUUUGAUGAGCAGAGAACUGCUACUUAUAUCACAGAAUUGGCAAAUGCCCUGUCUUACUGUCAUUCCAAGAGAGUUAUUCAUAGAGAUAUUAAACCGGAGAACCUGCUGCUGGGAUCAGCUGGAGAGUUGAAGAUUGCAGAUUUUGGGUGGUCGGUCCACGCUCCAUCCUCCAGGAGGACCACUCUGUGCGGCACCUUGGACUACCUGCCCCCUGAGAUGAUUGAAGGCCGGAUGCAUGACGAGAAGGUGGACCUCUGGAGCCUGGGAGUCCUUUGCUAUGAGUUUUUGGUCGGGAACCCUCCUUUUGAGGCGCACACUCACCAAGAGACCUAUAAAAGGAUCUCACGGGUUGAAUAUACGUUCCCUGACUUUGUGACUGAGGGAGCCCGGGACUUCAUUUCAAGGUUGCUAAAGCAUAAUCCAAGCCAGAGACCGACUCUGAGUGAAGUACUUGAACACCCCUGGAUCACAACAAAUUCGACCAAGCCAUCAAGUUGCCAGCAAAGCAAAGAAGCAACUAGCAAAUCGUCUUAAUCACGCAGGGGGAGAAACCUUUGAAUCAGGGCUGCUGUGCGAGCUCGGGAACAUGCUCCAGACUUAGUCACUGCUGACUGCCCGCUCAGCUCACAGCGCUACAGGAAGUGUUGCUUUUUCCUCCCUGAGCCUGCAGCGCCUUGGCCUUCCUGUUCAGGAAGCUCCCCUGCAGUAAACGUGACACUCUGCAGAAGUGCCUCAAGAAUCAUGCUGCUUUGACCAGGUUCAUCAUGCAGAGACAAGACUCAGCGGCAGCCGUGUGAACAGCCUGUGGCCGGCAGGGUGUCCUUGUGAGAAUUCGGAGUCUGGUUGUCGGGAAAGUGACCGCUUCCCUCUGACUCAGUCAGCUAAGGCACUGCAUAGCAACCUUUAAGUACUUGAGUGUGAGUGUAACUUAUUGGGUGGUCAAACCUGGAAAAGGUGUUGGAAUGAAUAUGUGAUUCUUUUAAAUAUUAAAGAUCUCUGUAUGGUAAUUUUUUUUUUUUUUUUCUGUGCAUCCCUUAGCGAUGCUGUCAUUGGUGAUUGUCCUGGUUAAGCCUGACUGGGUCUCUGGUCCUCCUUAACCACUAUAAAACAGGAACACAUGCUCUACCUCUGUCUCGGGAAUUGCGUGGGAUACACAAGUGACCUGAUGUCUUGGAACUUUUUCUGAAUGUUAAAGGCUCUUUAUUGCAUUGGAGUUAUGGCAUGUGUGUAAACUUGUUAAAUGCAUAAAUAAAUAUACUGAUCUACCUGGA
Molecule: messenger RNA, 2071 nt
Organism: Chinchilla lanigera (long-tailed chinchilla)
Lineage: Eukaryota; Metazoa; Chordata; Mammalia; Rodentia; Chinchillidae
Gene: Aurka
Product: aurora kinase A
Exons: 10
Coding region: 135-1334 (399 amino acids)
Biological process (GO): protein phosphorylation; centrosome cycle; mitotic cell cycle
Cellular component (GO): spindle midzone; chromosome passenger complex; spindle microtubule
Molecular function (GO): protein kinase activity; ATP binding
Source: RefSeq, a predicted model, not a curated record